Molecule: messenger RNA, 2005 nt
Organism: Paramuricea clavata
Lineage: Eukaryota; Metazoa; Cnidaria; Anthozoa; Malacalcyonacea; Plexauridae
Source: the annotation of a GenBank genome assembly
AUGGAACAUUUGUAUCCUGGUGUGAGAAACUUCAUUGAUAAAGAAGGAUUAUCAGUUCAAGCACAAGACUUGUAUCUGUUGCGGACAUCGAUUGAUCAAAGGGGCGAGCAGACGAUAAAUCAUGAUGCAAAAACCAGUGGUAAGUUAUUUGACAUAACCUCAGAAUGUACCAAUUCAUGCUCAUAUUGUUACCAUAAAGGCCACAAGGGCGAUAAAGUUUGAUCCUAUGGUUUGAUUAAAAAAUUAAAAUUCUGAUCAUAAUAUCCGUUCCAUAUGUAUUCAACAGGAUUCCGUCUUAGACCUGCAAUAUAUGUUAUGUAAUAAUAUGUGUUAUGUAAUUUACCAGUUUCCAAAUUAUCAUUCAAUAGGUGGUGUACGAAAUUUUGCGUCAAAUAGUAACGCAAUCCGUAAAUGGUGCCUAAAUCGAGCGGAGCAGUCAAAGAACACAGGAAAAUUAAAGGAAAAAGCUGGAACAUCUACAACGACAAAUAGUCACAGCUGCUUGUGACCAUCAAAGAUUUUGCAGUCUGAUAAAGCUGUUCGUGAAAUUAUAAGAGUAUUGACAGAAGAGUAUAUUAAUCCGUUUGACGUUGUUAUUGAGGGAACUGAACUUUUUAAUUUGAGUUCUGGAGUUCCCUUGCACUGUACUGAUGUAUUGAACUGCUCGGAAAUUGGUCAAUUAAAAUUCGAGAAAUUUACGAAGGAGAGCAUAAGCUGUAAGCUAAAACCUUUCCAUGAUCCUAUCCAGAAAACCAAAAUUACCAUGUUUAAGGAUAUGACGAAAUCGACAAAGGUGGAUAACAAUGGUAAAUCAUUGGUUAUUGAGGCAAAUAGAAACAUCCUAGGUAAAUUGCUGGCAAUUUUAGCCAAACACAAAAAGAGUAUUGAUUUUAAUUUGAAGUGGCUCUUUCCUACCCGCUCUCAACCACACCACUAUCCAUUUCAAAUCCAGAUAGAUCUCGUCUGGUGACACAAAAAAGUAAGUUUGUUGAGGUGCUUUCAUCGUUUAAUUAUGAGCCUGGGGCCCAAACAGAGAUGGUUGAUGCAGAUAUAUUUGUGACAGAUUUCAUUGCCCAAAUCAGAAUUAUUACCAAGGCGGUUUCCGAUACCUACGAGGAGUUAGCUAUCAACUUUCUUCAGUCAAUCCCUAAAGGUUACGCGCGCGUUGAUUUGGUUGCUGACCCUUAUCGCAGGGCUAGUAUCAAAACAGCUGAAAGGAACAAAAGAGGAGUGGCGUCCAAGGUUAUUAUAGUAAAGUCGGAGAAAUCAAAGAUUCCCCGAAACUUCAAAGCGUUCAUGAUGAAUAGUGAAAACAAAUGCCGCCUAAUCGACAUAAUUUUUGACUUCGUCAUCAACGAAAAAGCCUUUGCCUGCAAAUUCUCAGGGCCCGCGGAGCGUAUUAGAGAGUGGGGGGGCUAAAUCAUCAAUAAAACCCCCAAUUAAUUAAUUUAGAAAGUUUCAUUUAGAUUUCUAUUUUAAUAAUUUUGGCUGUCAAAAAAAGUGGGGGGGGGGGCUAAAGCCCCCCCAGCCCCCCCGUCUCCGCGGUCCCUGAUUCUGAGAGCUAACAAAAUUCUUCUUUCAAGAGAUGGUGAAUGUUCGGAAUCGGAAAAUUCGACUGAUUCCUUUGAAAAUGUUUUAUGUAAGCUGUAUACGGGAGUAAGAAAAUUCGAGUAAACGACGCCUGUUAUAAGUUAUUUCAGAAAAAGUACAUGAAGAAGAAUAAAGUAAUUGAUCUAUCACUAUUACUACCAUGUCGAUCCUCACUAAUAUUCUUCCCUUAAAUCGCUGUAAUUAUGUGGCUUGCACGUGGAAAAGUUCCGCCGUAGCAAAUAUCACGUAGCCAUCUCCAAGUCAACAAGGUUGGACUGGAGAUUUCGAAAUUAAUUGGCAUGACGAAGUUUUUCUAACAGAUUUGGAAAUGUUACUUUUGGACAAUACCGAUAGUGAGGAAGAAUAUGAAGUUGGAACAGACGAAGAAAGUGGACACAGUGAGGACAAGUUUUAA